Cylindrotheca closterium is the source of this 600-nucleotide messenger RNA. The record is from the annotation of a GenBank genome assembly. NCBI's taxonomy places the organism in Eukaryota, Bacillariophyta, Bacillariophyceae, Bacillariales, Bacillariaceae.
AUGACAUCGCCUAAUAGAACACAAAACAAGAUGCUACUCCCUGCUGUUGUCGAGAUGGAGGAGCCUCUCCUUGACACUCGAAAGGCUACCAACGAGGAUGAGAACAGCGAGAACAAGAAAGUUCGUUUACACGGGGCUGUGAUCGGUUUUCUCACCCAGCUCAUCAACAUUUCCGGAACUGCCGUUAUCACCUACCGAUGGGGUCCGAAUGCAGAUCUCUUUGCCGAACAUGCUAGUAUUUUGGACCAUGCGAUGCAUCUUUUCGUAUCGAUGGCGUCACAAGUCGACUUGUUUCUCUACUUGGUGAUGUGGUUGGGAUUGACUGCUGCCUUGACAGACAGGGGAAUUGAAAUGUGGCAACAAUUUCUAGGAGGACCUCAUUCGGCUCGAUCUAUCUUUGUCAUGGGGGUACAAUUUUAUGCUGGAGUCGUGAUUGGGUCUUUCUUGUCUUGGUUUUCUUUGGACUUUGCGUUGGGUCUACCAGCACCAGUUUACCCAAUGGUAUCUGUUCUAUUCUUUGGGCUGGUGAUUUCGUACUCCAUGGUCUGGUGUUUUGAUAUGGAAGAUAAUCCAGAUGAACGAGAAGACGCUUGUGUUUAG